UGUAAGCGAAGAAGAAGAAACACUCAACGUGACAGCAGGAGCGCGUGAGAAAGGCACCUCCGUGGACAGUUUUGCAACGAAACUUCGAUGAUCACCAUUUAAAGCACACCCGGUUUUUUAAAGAAAAAGGCGGCCAAAAUGCUGGUCUUAUUUGAGACCGCUGCAGGAUAUGCAAUUUUUAAAGUUCUUGAUGAAUCCAAACUGCAACAAGUCGACAGUCUAUACAAGGAGUUUGAAACUCCUGAAAAGGCUAAUAAAAUUCUGAAAUUGAAGCACUUUGAGAAGUUCCAAGACACGACAGAGGCCUUAGCAGCUGCCACUGCCCUUGUUGAGGGUAAGAUUGGCAAGAGCCUGAAGAAGGUGCUGAAGAAGGUGGUCGCCAAGGAGGCUCACGAGGAGCUGGCCAUCAGUGACGCAAAACUCGGCGGUGUCAUCAAAGAUAAACUGGACCUGAGCUGCGUCCACAGCCCCGCUGUAGCCGAGCUGAUGAGGUGCAUCAGAAGUCAGAUGGAGGCCCUCAUCUCGGGACUGCCACAGAGAGAAAUAAGCGCCAUGUCCCUCGGUUUGGCUCACAGUUUGUCCCGCUACAAGCUGAAGUUCAGCCCAGACAAAGUGGACACCAUGAUCGUGCAGGCCAUAUCUCUGUUGGACGACCUGGACAAGGAGCUGAACAAUUACAUCAUGCGCUGCAGAGAGUGGUACGGCUGGCACUUCCCGGAGCUCGGGAAGGUCAUCAACGACAAUUUGGCCUACUGCAAGACUGUCUGCAGGAUCGGCGACCGCACCAAUGUGGCUAGCAGUGACCUCUCGGACCUUCUCCCCGAGGAUGUCGAGGCGGAGGUUAAGCUCGCGGCCGAGAUCUCCAUGGGAACUGAAGUGUCAGAGCAGGACAUCGGCAACAUCCGCCACCUCUGCACCCAGGUGAUUGAGAUCACAGAGUACCGCGCUCAGCUAUACGACUACCUGAAGAAUCGGAUGAUGGCGAUCGCCCCCAACCUGACAGUAAUGGUGGGCGAGUUGGUCGGCGCUCGUCUCAUCUCGCAUGCCGGUUCACUUUUGAAUCUUGCAAAGCACCCGGCCUCCACGGUUCAGAUUUUGGGGGCAGAGAAGGCACUCUUUAGAGCCCUGAAGACCCGCAAGGACACGCCAAAAUACGGUCUCAUCUACCACGCCUCUUUGGUGGGCCAGACGACUGCCAAGAACAAGGGCAAGAUAUCCAGAAUGUUGGCAGCCAAAACAUCCCUUGCUAUCCGCUACGAUGCCUUGGGGGAGGACACAAAUGCGGAAAUGGGAGCGGAGAACCGAGCCAAACUGGAGGCGAGAUUACGACAGUUGGAGGAGAGAGGAAUCCGACGAAUCAGCGGAACAGGAAAAGCGAUGGCAAAGGCAGACAAAUAUCAGCACAAAAGUGAAGUGAAAGUGUAUGACCCAUCUGGGGACUCUACAAUCCCUUCCACAUCAAAAAAGAGGAAAUUUGAAGAGAUCAAAGAGGAGGAGGAAGAAGUGUUUUCAACACCUGUAAUGAAGGCCAAAAAGCCCAAAAAGUCACCUGAAACUGCAGCGGUAGAAGAGGAAACAGAGGAGCCGCCCAAGAAGAAGAAGAAAAAGAAGCCGAAGAAGGAUGAGGCUGAGGAGCCAAAGGAGGAAGAGGAGACUGUUGAGAUCACGGAGCCAACAGAGAAAAAGAAAAAGAAGAAAAAGAAAGUCAAGGAGGAAGAAGACUGAAAAGGACACACUGUACAUAUUUUAUUUUUUUUUCUUUCACAUGCUUACAUUAUCUUAACUAAAGAGGGCAAAGCUGUAUUUAGUGCCUGAUUAGAAUAAUAAUCUCAUUUUUGAUCUGCAAAUCAAUAGCUUGAUGUCAGCAGAGGACUGAAAAAAGUGAAGUUUUACAGUAAAUGACCCUGAUUUAAUUUUAUUUGAACAUCCUUAUGAGACAUUUAUUUUAGCGCAGACUUUAAGAUGACAAAUCUGAAGACUGAAAAGAUGUGGAAUAAAUGACUUUUGCAGAAACUGUGUUGUCUUUUGACGUCAUGAUGGCCCAAUGGCGAAUUGUACGAGGGUCAUUCAAAAAGUUCUACGCCUCACCCACCUAAAAAGACCAAAAAGACCAUUUAUAUUGUGGUAACACACUGACACUUCUUAUAAAACAAGAAAAGCUAA
Molecule: messenger RNA, 2163 nt
Organism: Dunckerocampus dactyliophorus (ringed pipefish)
Lineage: Eukaryota; Metazoa; Chordata; Actinopteri; Syngnathiformes; Syngnathidae
Gene: nop58
Product: NOP58 ribonucleoprotein homolog (yeast)
Exons: 14
Coding region: 139-1725 (528 amino acids)
Cellular component (GO): small-subunit processome; box C/D methylation guide snoRNP complex
Molecular function (GO): snoRNA binding
Source: RefSeq, a predicted model, not a curated record